Messenger RNA from Hyaena hyaena (striped hyena), 2855 nucleotides. RefSeq names its product butyrophilin subfamily 1 member A1 (gene BTN1A1). Gene Ontology annotation, cellular component: external side of plasma membrane. Bases 60 to 1640 code for a protein of 526 amino acids. Gene Ontology annotation, biological process: T cell receptor signaling pathway; regulation of cytokine production. The transcript has 8 exons. Gene Ontology annotation, molecular function: signaling receptor binding. NCBI's taxonomy places the organism in Eukaryota, Metazoa, Chordata, Mammalia, Carnivora, Hyaenidae. The record is from RefSeq and is a predicted model, not a curated record.
GGUGCCUCUUCCUUCCAGAUCAGAGGACGCCGGCGACCUGCGGCCCAGGAAGCCUGGACAUGGCAGCUUUCCCGAACUCCUGCCUCCCCGCGUGCCUGCUGGUCCUCACUCUGGUCCGGCUGUCCCGGCCGGAUUCGGCCCCCCUGGACGUGGUCGGCCCCGCGGAGCCCGUCGUGGCGGCGCUGGGCGGCGACGCCGAGCUGCCCUGCAGCCUGUCGGCGAGCGCGAGCGCCGAGCGCAUGGAGCUGCGCUGGUACCGCGGGCGGCGGGCGGCCGCCGUGCUGGUGCGCCGGGACGGGCGCGCGCGCGACGCCGAGCAGGCGGCCGAGUUCCGCGGCAGGGCCACGCUGCUGGACGGCGGCCUCGCGGCCGGGCGCGCCGCCGUGCGCCUGCACCGGGUCCGGGCGUCGGACGACGGCGAGUACCGCUGCCUCUUCCGGCAGGACGGACGCUACGGGGAGGCCAGCGUGCACCUGAAGGUGGCGGCUGUGGGCUCUGAUCCUCAAAUCCGUAUGGAAGUUCAAGAAAGUGGAGCGAUCCGGCUGGAGUGUACCUCAGUAGGAUGGUACCCAGAGCCCCAGGUGCAGUGGAGAACUUCCGAGGGGGAGAAGUUUCCAUCCAUGUCAGAGUCUAAGAAUCCUGAUGAAGAAGGCCUGUUCUCUGUGGCAGCUUCUGUGAUCAUCCGGGACACUUCCAUGAAGAAUAUAUCCUGCCACUUCCGGAACCUCCUUCUGGGCCAGGAGAAGGAAGUAGAGAUGUCCAUACCAGCUUCCUUCUUCCCACGGCUGACUCCCUGGAUGGUGGCAGUGGCUGUCAUCUUGAUGGUCCUGGGACUUCUCACAAUUGGGUCCAUAUUUUGCACCUGGAGACUAUACCGGGAAAGAUCCAGACAGAGGGAAAAUGAAUUCAGCUCUACAGAGAAACUCCUAGAUGAGCUCAAAUGGAAAAAGGCCACCUUGCAUGCAGUUGACGUGACUCUGGAUCCAGACACCGCCCACCCCCACCUCUUUUUGUUUGAGGAUUCAAAAUCUGUCCGACUGGAAGAUUCACGCCAGCAACUGCCCGAGAAACCAGAGAGAUUUGACUCCUGGCCUUGUGUGUUGGGUCGUGAGACCUUCACAUCAGGGCGACAUUUCUGGGAGGUGAAGGUGGGGGACAGGGCCGACUGGGCGGUCGGCGUGUGUAGGGAGAAUGUGGUGAAGAAAGGAUUUGACCCCAUGACUCCUGAGAACGGGUUCUGGGCUGUGGAGUUGUAUGGGAACGGGUACUGGGCCCUCACCCCACAGCGGACCCCUCUCCCAUUGGCAGGACCCCCCCAGCGGGUGGGGAUUUUCCUGGACUAUGAAUCAGGGGACGUCUCCUUCUACAAUAUGGCCAGUGGCGCCCAUAUCUAUACUUUCUCCGACGCCUCCUUCUCUGGCCCCCUUCGGCCUUUCUUCUGCCUGUGGUCUUGUGGUAAGAAGCCCCUGACCAUCUGCGCAAGCGCUGAUAGGCCUGACAAAGUCACAGUAGUUGUUGAUGCCAAGGACUUCGCUAAGGAGAUCCCACUGUCCGCCAUGGGUGAGGACCCUGCCUCUGGGGAUGCAGGUACCCUCCACUCUAAGCUGAUCCCUACCCAGCCCAGCCACGGGGCACUGUAGGGAAUAGCCCGGCUAAACUGCUGUCCUUUAUGCUAAGCCCUCGGCUCUGUCCCCUCUGAGUCGCCAGCUGCCGGCCUCACCCAACCUGUUUCUUCCUGUUGGGUAGGGAUGGGUUGGUCUUGGGAAGGUUGUGUUGGUGCUGCUAGAGAGUGUGGGGUGUAGGGCCUUCCUAAUCUGUUUCUGUACAGAGACUCGGGGUGGGGGGAGGGGUGGGCAAGGAGAGGACUCCGAAGCUGUUUGUAGUGUUCUCCAACCUCGUCCCCGCCCCAGGCCAAAUCCUAUAGGCGGGACAGCUCAGCCAUCAAGAUGGGGUUAGGUUGGCUUGUGGUUGUGAGAGAAACAUCUCCGUGUCCAGAAUAGGGAUGAGUAGAGGGACAGGUUUUAGACAAGCGGGAAACCCAUAAGGUUCUGGGAAGGGAAAAGUCGAGGCUGAAGUCCCAUAAAGGAAGUUGGGGGGAUAUCGCAAUGGAGGAAAGUAAGGGGAACCUAGGCCAAUGAUGAAUACCCGGUCUGCCCCCCGAGUUUUAGGGCCUAUCUCUCAGAUUUUCUAAGACAUGGCCUACAGAGUAGAGGAAACUGGCCCUACUCCUGUGGGAUCUGAGCACAUGGCAUGGGCGCGUGGAGAGGGAUGACAUGAGCAGGGCUGGGGGCCAGACCGAAGAUUUGAUCCAGGAGAGAACAUGAGACAAAACCGGAGCUGUGUGCGAAGCCAUGACUCAGCUCCUUUCCUCUCAGCAGCCUCUUUUUCCCCCCCCUCUGGGGUCAUUCCAGCCUCACUUUGUGGACCCCAAAACUUUGCAGCUGUCUUCUUCCUUUUGAUGUAGAAUCUCUCCAUCUCAAGAGCCUUUCCAGAAACCCUGGUCAGUGACGUCACCUCUGUACCAGCCCGUGUCAGCCUCAGGGCCCCUCAUCCCAACAUCUGGCUUAACCCCCUGAACGUGCCCUCAGGCAGCGCCCCAAGCAGCGCAUCCUCCCUCCCCGCCGAGCUUGCUGCGCGCGCCGUUUCCCCAGGGCCCCCAUGUGCUGAGUCGUGCUCAGCUCAGCUAGACUGACUGAACCUGCUUGUGUUUGCAUUUUCCCGUACGCUUGUGGCUUGUCAUACCAACGGACUGCAGAUUUAUCUGGGUUCACCCCUUCUACUUGUGUUUUUCCCGUUUCCAGCAUAGAUGUCGCCUAUGGUCUUGACCUAAUAAAGAAGUUUGUUGAUUGCUAAAA